Molecule: messenger RNA, 1128 nt
Organism: Helianthus annuus (common sunflower)
Lineage: Eukaryota; Viridiplantae; Streptophyta; Magnoliopsida; Asterales; Asteraceae
Product: translin
Exons: 7
Coding region: 40-930 (296 amino acids)
Biological process (GO): RNA metabolic process
Cellular component (GO): nucleus; cytoplasm
Molecular function (GO): RNA binding; sequence-specific DNA binding; single-stranded DNA binding
Source: RefSeq, a predicted model, not a curated record
CACAAAAAUCAGCCCCACACCAACAGCAAACAAACACCAAUGAAGUCUGUUUCCCGUACCUUAAUAACAUUAACCACUGCUCUAUCCCACCGUUCCAUAAACCCUAACCCCAAAACCCUCAUUUCCGCCACCACCGCCACCGUCUCUCUCCGGCUGAACUCAACCACCAUACUCACACAACAACCUACUCACCGUAACCAUUCGUUCGCGUCAAUGGCAGCCGGCGACUCAUCCCCUACCUCCGCCGCUGUCGAGAAGCAAUUUGACGAGUUCCGCCACCGUCUAGAAGAAUCUGGAAGCUUACGUGACCGAAUCAGAGCCGUUGCGACGCAGAUUGAGUCGACGACGAGGAUGAUGCACUCUAGCCUUCUUCUUAUUCAUCAAUCUCGCCCUAUUCAAGAGGUUCUAGAGAAGGCGAAUACGCAGAUUGAUGUGCUGAAGGAGCUUUUUAGUCAACUUGCGGAAAUUGUUCGUGAACGCCCAGGGGAAUACUAUAGGUAUCAUGGUGAUUGGAGGACCGAGGCGCAGCAGGUGGUCUCUCUGUUUGCUUUUAUGCAUUGGCUAGAAACAGGAGAGCUUCUAAUACACACCGAAGUGGAGGAGAAGUUAGGGUUGAAUGCUUCAGAAUUUGGUCUUGAUGUUGAAGACUAUCUUAUUGGCAUUUGUUUCAUGUCCAAUGAACUGCCUAGGUAUGUAGUGAACCAAGUGACAGCUGGCGAUUAUGACUGUCCCAGAAAGGUCUUAAAGUUUUUAACCGACCUCCAUGCAUCAUUCCGUUUGCUUAAUCUCAGGAAUGAUUUCUUGCGCAAAAAGUUUGAUGGAAUGAAGUAUGAUUUGAGAAGAGUUGAAGAGGUGUACUACGAUGUGAAAAUUCGUGGGUUGGCGUCUACGGGUGACGGUAAAGGAGAGCAAACUGUACAAGAAGCUUAGCGUGUAAGUGUGUUACAGGGUCGAAUUCGGGUAACGCUCAUCUUUUGUUUCAGUUCCUGUAAAGCUUACUCGUGAACUUGGUUCUUUUGGAAAGUCAUGUAGAUGGUGCUAAUCGCUUCUAGGCAAUUUUAUGACAUCUUGAAUUGCAUCUUCUAACUUUCAAAUUCAACGGUUGUCUAGUCGACAAUGGAAAUUUUU